CGCCUGCCGUAGCACCGACCUUGAGCUUGCCCCGAACCAACCUUGAAGGUCCAUUUGGCUUGCCAGUGUGUUCCUGCCCAACAGACUGCCGAGCCCGUCCGUCCCUACCCCUCCACGUCCUUCCUGCCGCUCGCCGUUUCUAGCUGGCCCUGCCGUGUGCUGUCCGCUCCCAGCUUAUCUGACCAAUCUUGCUCCUCUCUUUGUCCAGCUCAACAUUCGAUCCAUCUUUUCCUUUCUUUCCACCCUUCUCCUCUUGGUUCGUUCCACUCAAUUAUCCUCAGCUUUCAGCUCUAAUUGCUCGCUCGCUCUACCGCCAAGCUUCAUCAUCAUGGCCACCGAGCAGAGACUGCCCUCGCGUGAGCGUGAGCGGCGCCCGUCCGUGGGUGCCCCGAUUGUCGACAUCAGCGGCUCUGUUGGGCCUGCUGGCAUCUCUCGGCCCAAGCACAAGCGCACUUUCACUGGCUUUGGUGCUGGAGAGAUCAAGAGUGUUGAAGCCUCCAUCCCAGAGCCUCAGCGGGAGGCCUGGACCAAGAACCAAUUUGACGGCUUCAAGAACAAGGACGAGUUCGAAAAGGAAGUGGUCCGCCAUGUCGAGACCACCUUGGCUCGCAGCAUGUUCAACUGCGACGAUGUUGCCGCAUAUUCGGCCACCGCCUUGGCCUUCCGCGAUCGCCUGAUCAAGGACUGGAACAAGACGCAGCAGAGGCAGACAUUCACCGACAGCAAGCGGAUAUACUACCUGUCUCUCGAAUUCCUAAUGGGCCGAGCUCUUGACAAUGCCAUGCUCAACGUGAAGGGCAAGGACAUUGCCAAAAGUGCACUGGAUGAACUGGGUUUCAGAAUCGAAGACAUCAUCGGCCAGGAGAACGACGCUGCCCUCGGUAACGGCGGUCUUGGCCGACUGGCCGCUUGCUUCCUUGACAGCAUGGCCUCGCUCAACUACCCGGCCUGGGGCUAUGGCCUGAGAUACCGCUAUGGAAUUUUCAAGCAAGAAAUCAUUGAUGGCUACCAGGUCGAAGUUCCGGACUAUUGGCUUGACUUCAACCCCUGGGAGUUCCCACGCCACGACGUGACUGUCGACAUCCAAUUCUAUGGUCAUGUUCGCAAGUCACAGGAUGCCAAUGGCAAGACCGUCGCCAAUUGGGAAGGCGGCGAGACCGUGACUGCAGUCGCUUACGAUAUGCCCAUUCCUGGCUAUGACACGCCCUCCACCAACAACCUACGCCUGUGGUCGAGCAAGGCUGCCAGUGGCGAGUUCGACUUUCAAAAGUUCAACAGCGGCGAGUAUGAGAGUUCAGUGGCCGACCAGCAGAGAGCAGAGACAAUCAGCGCCGUCUUGUAUCCAAAUGACAACCUCGACCGUGGCAAGGAAUUGCGUCUCAAGCAGCAAUACUUCUGGGUAGCUGCCUCGCUGUACGACAUUGUUCGUCGCUUCAAAAAGUCGAAGCGUGCCUGGAGAGAGUUCCCCGAUCAAGUCGCUAUCCAGCUCAAUGACACACACCCUACACUCGCCGUUGUCGAGCUACAGCGAAUCCUCAUCGACAAGGAGGGACUUGAGUGGGACGAGGCCUGGGCUAUUGUGACUGCGACUUUUGGCUACACAAACCACACGGUCCUUCCCGAGGCGCUCGAGAAGUGGCCCGUCGGUCUUUUCCAGCACCUUUUGCCACGCCACCUUCAAAUCAUCUACGACAUCAACUUGUUCUUCCUUCAAUCUGUAGAGAAGAGGUUCCCAGAUGAUCGGGAUAUGCUCAGCCGCGUCUCCAUUAUCGAAGAGUCGCAGCCCAAGAUGGUCCGCAUGGCGUAUCUGGCUAUAGUCGGCUCUCACAAGGUCAAUGGAGUUGCCGAGCUACACUCUGACCUCAUCCAGACGACAAUCUUCAAGGACUUUGUCAAGAUCUACGGAGCCGACAAGUUUACCAACGUGACCAACGGAAUCACUCCCAGAAGAUGGUUGCACCAAGCCAACCCCCGACUUUCGGAGUUGAUUGCUAGCAAGACGGGAGGCUACGACUACCUCAAAGAUCUGACGACACUGAACAAGCUGGAGCAGUAUGUGGACGACAAGGCCUUCCGCAAGGAGUGGGCCGAGAUCAAAUAUGCCAACAAGGUACGGCUGGCGAAGUACAUCAAGUCAACCCUGGAUAUUACCGUCAAUCCCGCCGCGCUCUUCGACGUUCAGGUCAAGAGAAUCCAUGAGUACAAGAGACAGCAGCUCAACAUCUUUGGCGUCAUCUACCGCUAUCUUCAGAUCAAGGAGAUGAGCGCCGAGGAGCGCAAGAAGCAGGCUCCCCGUGUCUCCAUCUUUGGUGGCAAAGCUGCCCCUGGCUACUGGAUGGCCAAGCAAAUCAUCCAUCUGAUCAACAACGUUGGUUCCGUUGUCAACAAGGACCCUGAUGUCGGUGAUCUGCUCAAGGUCAUCUUCCUCGAGGACUACAACGUCAGCAAGGCCGAGAUUAUCAUCCCCGCAUCCGACCUCAGCGAGCACAUCUCUACCGCCGGCACUGAAGCAUCGGGCACGAGCAACAUGAAGUUUGUCCUCAACGGAGGUCUCAUUAUUGGCACUUGUGACGGUGCAAAUAUUGAGAUUACCCGUGAGAUUGGCCAGGAGAACAUCUUCCUAUUCGGCACCCUGUCGGAAGAUGUGGAAGACCUUCGUCACAACCACACAUAUGGCAAACAUGCCGUCGAUAGUGGUCUUCAGAAAGUAUUCGACGCCAUCACGAGCGGCAAGUUUGGAGAUGCCAACGACUUUGGUGCUCUCGUGUCUGCCGUCCGCGACCAUGGGGACUACUACCUCGUGUCUGACGAUUUCCAGUCGUACAUUGAUACACAGAAGAUGGUUGACGAGGAGUACAAGAACCAAGAGGAGUGGGUGAGCAAGUGCAUUCGCAGCGUUGCGCGGAUGGGGUUCUUCAGCUCUGACCGCUGCAUCAACGAGUACGCCGAGGAGAUUUGGAACAUUGAGCCGUUGGCCGUCUAGAGAUUACAUCGAUGAUCUCGAUAGAAAGGACAAGAAAGCGGGUGCUCGAGAAGUUAGGACCUCAAGUUUGUGUGCUCCUUCAACCGCCACCAAAGCUCGCUCUCCACAGUUCAUAGUAAUACAAGACAGCAUUACACGUGUAGUACAAUUCAAGUCCAGUCUCGUGAUGCCUGGCGUACCUAUUGUAGUCGGAACUCUGUUCUCAAGGGAGAGGGUGUGCAUCCAGCACGCGCCACGUGGCUCAUGGCUGCACGAACGAGCUAUCGAGAGAUGGCGAUGACGACAACCAUGGGAUUUUGCGUCGAGCGUUGUGUUUGGCGAUGCUCGAUUGACGGGCGCCAGCGGGACCCAAACCAAGAUUUCUCACCACGACUCGCGGCACGGAGCAAGAUGGACCAGUAAGAGCAGCCCA
Molecule: messenger RNA, 3395 nt
Organism: Microdochium trichocladiopsis
Lineage: Eukaryota; Fungi; Ascomycota; Sordariomycetes; Xylariales; Microdochiaceae
Product: glycogen phosphorylase
Exons: 6
Coding region: 329-2983 (884 amino acids)
Biological process (GO): glycogen catabolic process
Cellular component (GO): cytoplasm
Molecular function (GO): pyridoxal phosphate binding; glycogen phosphorylase activity
Source: RefSeq, a predicted model, not a curated record